Molecule: messenger RNA, 2949 nt
Organism: Cynara cardunculus var. scolymus (artichoke)
Lineage: Eukaryota; Viridiplantae; Streptophyta; Magnoliopsida; Asterales; Asteraceae
Product: myosin-2 heavy chain-like
Exons: 3
Coding region: 1-2949 (982 amino acids)
Source: RefSeq, a predicted model, not a curated record
AUGUGGGAGAGGAAUUCACAGAAGUUAAUGCUUGAUUUGGAGAUCUUGAAAGAGAGAUUCUCUGAUCAGUCCAAGAAUCUGUCGGAUGCUCAAAUGGAGCUUUCAGCAGCACAGACGGAGUGUGAUGGUAUGAAGAAAGAAGUUGAUCAACUGAAGAUGUUGCUGGAGGAAACGGUUGUCAAACAGAAGGCCACAGUGGAGUCAACAUAUAACUCCAAAGGUGGAAGUCAACUUCUAAGGGAACUUGAAAAUGAGCUAAAAGCUCAUAAAGAAGCAAAUGUUGAUUUAUCUCAACAGCUAAAGAGGAAUCAGGAAUCAAACAUCGAGCUUGUGGGUAUUCUUCAGGAACUGGAGGAAGCCACGGAAACACAGAGAGCAGAAAUCGAAGAACUUCUGGAGGUUAAGUCAAAGUUUAGCGAAUUAGAAAAGUCUUUCAAUGGCAAUUUGGUUGAAACCAGAAGCUUACAACUGAAGUUACAACAGAUGGAGGAAUCAGAGAAGACUUUACAUGCAAACUUGCAGAUUCUUGAACAAGCCUUGGAAAACAAAAUCAGUGAUUUGGAGAACGCGAGAACUUCAAAUAGCCAUUCAAUGUCAGUACUUGAGAAAGAAUACAAGAGUUCCUUAUCUGUCAAAGAAGAAGAAAUUAACAGCUUGGAAUUGAAAUUAUCAAAUUGUAUCUCAGAAAACAAAGAAAGCGAAGCGGAACAAAUGCAAGAAAUCCAAGGGCUGAAACAAAAAGUUAGUGAGGUAGAAAAGGAAUGUAGUGAGCUAACAAAUGAAAACUUGGAUCUCCUUUUUGAGUUCAAAGAGUCGAAGAAAGUGAUCCAAGUGAGAAAUGAGGCUAUUGAAGAAGGUCAAAAGCAACUGAAAGAUUACAGUUUGAAAAUUCGAGAGCUAGAGAGUUUGAAUGUGGAACAAGAAGCUCAAAUUUCUGAUCUUGAAAAGGAGAAAGAAGAGCUACAAGAAAACAUGGAAGUUGCAUUGAAAGAGAGCAACAUAACCUCUAAAUGCUUGGAUAAUUUAAGGAACGAUCUGAUGGUGCUUAGCAGCAGUGUCGAUUCACAAGUCUCUGCCAAUAAGCUACUAGAACGGAAAGCACUGGAGCUGGAAAAAAUUAAGCGUGAAGUGGAGCUUCGGUUGUUUGAGGUGGAAGAAGAGAAUGUCAAACUACUUGAACAGGUGUCUGCAUUGGAGAGUCAACUGAGGCUUGUGAAAGACGAGCAUGGCGUCGCACAAUUGGAGUUGGAGAAAUCUGAAUCUGCGAUAGCUGAUCUUCAGAAUGAAGUCGAAAAGUUGCAGGAUGUGGAGAAGUUACUAUUGGAUGUUCAAGAGGAGUGUGAAUAUGUGAAAGCUGAAAAGCAGAAAUUGCAAGACUCUGCGGAGAAUCUCAUUGAGGAAUGCAAUUCUCUUCAGAAGUCAUAUGAAGAGAUGACAAAGGGAAAGGCGGAGCUGUAUGAGCAAUGUUCACGUUUGGAGAUCGAAUUGAUGGGAGCUCGGGAGAAUCUGGUAAUUUCUUCUGAAAGGGUAGAGGAAUUGGAAGAAAAAUAUUCUUCUAUGCUGGAGGAAUACAUGUUCAAAGAGAAGAGUCUUUCUUCACACUUGGAUGAACUUAAUCAAGAAAACUGGCAGUUAAAGGAGAAAGUUACAAUGGAAGAAAGUUUGUUGAAUCAAAUGUACUUGGAGAAGACGGCCGAGAUUGAGAACUUCCAAAGUGAAGUAGAACAUCUCAAAGAGGAAAUUUUUCGGCUUCAAGAACAAAAGGCAAAGGUGGCAUCUGAAGCCUUAGAAGAAAUCUCAAGUUUAACUUCUGAAAAAUCCAAGUUGGACUAUUCUCUCAAAGAAGUUCAUUCAAGAGCAGAAUUUAUUGAAAACCAGCUUCAAUUUGUUCGUGAGGAAUCUGAAUCGAAGAUUCAAGAACUAACAACUGAGCUUGAUGCCAUUAAACAAAGCCAUAAGAAACUGACGGCAGAUCACGAUAGGAAGUCAAAGUUUUUGGCUGGUUAUAGAGCCAGAGAAGAGCGGAGAAAGACAAUGGAGAACGAUCUCGAACUUAAACUUACAGUUUCAGAAUACGAUCGCCAACAGCUCAUUGAAGAAUCUGCAAAGUUGAAAGAUAAGCUGCAGAAAACUUCAAAGCUUGAAAAUGAAGUAUUAGAUCAAAAGAGAAAUCUUGAUAAAGUAAAGUACGAAAAGAGUAAUCUUGAAGCUUCUCUCCUUUCUGUUUCUAGUAGCUUGGAAGAGCUUAAAGCUGAGAAGAUGUCUUUAACUGAAAAGAUGUCUAUCUUGGAAGCAUCUGUUUCUGAGUAUGAGGAUUGUAAACAUCAGAGAAAUGCAUUACAAGAAAAGCUACUGAGAUUGGAUGGUGAUCUAACGGCUAAAGGAGCAUCAUGUUCGCAGGACGCUGAGAUGAAAAACGAGCUUAGUAGGAUCAAGAGUGGAAAUUUGCAAUAUCAGCUGAAAAUCCAACAACUUGAAGGCGAAAAAAACGAAUGCUUGAAGAAAGUCCAUGCUCUGGAGGAAGAUCUGAAACUGCUGUCAGCCAAAAAAGAUCAAACCAAAUCAGGCAGUAAAAUGGGUGUUCAGGAAACUUAUUCUCAAGAAGAUACUGAUUAUGCAACAAAGAUAGAGAUGCUGGAAGCUGAGCUUGAUGAGGCUCUUGAUGCAAAUAACAAGUACAGAGUCCAGCUUCAGAGGCUAAAGUCCGAGGGGCGUAAUAGUCUUUCAUCAACUCCUGGGAAAUCAAAGGGUGAAGGUGAAGUAGUAACGAAAGAAAGGUUCGAAAGGACAAAGUCAUCAUUGGAGACAGAGCUAAAAGACCUUCGUGACCGUUACCUUGAAAUGAGCCUCAAGUAUGCAGAAGUAGAGGCCGAACGAGAAGAUCUUGUAAUGCAGUUAAAAACCAACACCACCACAAGGAAACGAUUCCAGUUCAUCGACAACCCAUGA